UGCAGAGAAAGAAAAACAGAAAAAGAGAAGGAACUUGCAGAGAAAGCAAAAAAAAAAGAAGAAGAAGCGAAGAAGAGAAACUAAAGAUUCAGGAACAAAUGGCUUCCCAGACAAAGCAAACCGUGGUGGAUACACAGAAAAUUGAAACCGAGAACCCGCCAAAACCGGAAGUGCCUUUAUCAUCAUGCAGGAAGAGGGUGAAGGAUGAUAAUGCCACUUUCUUUGAAAACCUCAAGGAUCACAUGGAUGAAUUCAUCCAUGCCUCAAUGGAUGAACACAAGACUUGUUUCAAAAACACCAUGAACAAGAUGUUCGGGACCUUUUCGAAGUCGGAUGCAGUUGCAGAGAAGCAAUUUGAGGCUAAGGAAGUCGUCGAGAUUCACUCUCCUCUUCAGGCAGCAGUGACUAAGUAGAGGAUUCACAACUACUGAGCUCAGAAAAACUAUGAAGUGUUUUCUUUUUCUUUUAUCUUGUUUAAAGUUUUAGAACAACUUUCUAUGGUGUGCACAAAUACUCUUCAAGUAUUUGGGUGUUAAUACUCUUAGAACCUGCUAUCUUUAAUCUAUUCUAAUAUCAGACAACUUGUUUCUAGACCAUUGCAUUAAUCAUCUUUACUAAUUUCAUUUAA
Arabidopsis lyrata subsp. lyrata is the source of this 628-nucleotide messenger RNA. RefSeq lists its product as uncharacterized. The record is from RefSeq and is a predicted model, not a curated record. The transcript is spliced from 3 exons. Bases 99 to 413 code for a protein of 104 amino acids. Lineage: Eukaryota; Viridiplantae; Streptophyta; Magnoliopsida; Brassicales; Brassicaceae.